Molecule: messenger RNA, 3775 nt
Organism: Volvox carteri f. nagariensis
Lineage: Eukaryota; Viridiplantae; Chlorophyta; Chlorophyceae; Chlamydomonadales; Volvocaceae
Exons: 27
Cellular component (GO): chromosome, centromeric region
Molecular function (GO): microtubule binding
Source: RefSeq, a predicted model, not a curated record
GAGUCGAGAGAGGUCGCAGGAGCCGCAGCCGCUGCGGAUGUCGCUGCGGCAACGCGGCGUGGCGCCCGAGCUGGCGGCAGGAAUCGAACACGAGAGGUCGACGGGUGUGCUGCUGGCGGGGGCCGCUGGCGGCGGAAGCGGAGGCUGGGCAACUGUCCACUCGUUCAAUGAGCGGGAUGGCGGUCAGGUCAAAGCUGCCUGCGCUAGCGGCAACUACAUCUACACCACCAGCCGAGCAGGAGUCAGGCGAUGGGAUGCGCUUACUGGCAGCUCCUCCGACCUCAUCCCCAGUGGCGUUCUGCCCGGUCUGGUUCACGCCAUUGCGGUGGUUGGGCCCACCAUCUGGGCUUGUACGGGGGAUGGCAAGGUGGCGCUGUACGAUGCCGUAUCGGGGGAGCUGAAAGCCAAGGCGUUCGCAGCCCACCAGGGGGAGGUGCUGUGUAUCGCUGCUGGCCCGGGCAACUCGUACGUGGUCACUGGCGGGGUGGAUUUCAACGCGAAGAGCUGGCAGCCCGACGGCUCCCCCAUCGUUGCCGCCAAGUACCACCACGGCGCCGUUGAGCCCUCCUCGGCCACCUCCGGCGCCGCCGCCGGGCGGCCAAGCAUGCGCGCCGCCGCCGCCGCCGCUAUCGCUGCCGUAUCCGCAUCCAUGAGUGCGGGUGCGGGGGGCGAGGAGGGGGUUGGCGGCGGUGGCGGGGGACCCCGCGUGGGGGGGGCAAAGGUGUGGACGGGUUCGGCGGAUGGCACGGUGUUUUGCUGGCCGGAUCCUGCCGGCACGGGCCAGAUCAACGAGUCGGAAGGGAAGUCCAUAAAGUUGGAAGGAGGGAAAGUGAAGAGCCUGACGCAUUCGGCCGACUCCGUGUGGGUCGGAAUGGACGACGGGCGCAUUCACGUGUUGCGGCUGGGUGACGGUAGCCUGAUUAAGACAUUACGGGGGGCACACUCGGGACCCGUGCUGGCGUUACACCACGCGGCGGGGCAGCCCCCCACCCCCCUGUUCAGUCUGGGAGACCAGGGGGGUUACGUGAAGGGGCUACUGCCGUGUGGCUGGUGUGUUUGGGCCUUCACUAGCGCCGCAAUAAAGGCCAAGGACGACGUGAGUCGUUCAUCUGCCGUGAUGAAGGACGUCAAGGAGGCGGCGGUACGGCAGCAGCAGGAGGCGGAGGCGGCCAUGCGGGAGGCCCAGGUAGGGGGCAAAGUGGACGAUCUCCAACGGCGGUUGAGGGAGGCGGAGGAGGCGCUCGGGGCGGAGAAGGCUGGUCGGGGGGAGGCGGCGGCGGCGGCGGCGGGGGAGCUGGCUGUCGCCAGGUCUCGGGUUUCGGAGCUGGAGUCCCAGUUGCAGUCCCAGAGACACCAGUUGGAGGGCCUUAUGGCGGAGCGGGCGGGACUUGAGGUGGACAAGGCGACAGCGGCCGCUGCCGCGGCUGCCAACCUGGAUGACGUCCUCAGCGCCCGGACAGCCCUCGAGGCGGAGCUAGCUCGCGCCACCGCCGACCUGGAGGUGGAGCGCAACGGUCGAAAGGCGGAUGAGUUGGCCUGGCUCGCCCGGGAGGGGGCCCUGCGGGGGGAGAUGGAGACGGGGAUGGCGGCGGUGCGGGCGGCCGGGGAGGAGGAGGCGGGCAGGCUGAGGGAUGAUCAGUCCCGGCUGGAGGAGGAAGUACGACAGUUGUUGGGUCAGAUGGCGGCAUUGAAGGCGGAUAAGGCCUCCUUGGAGUCAGAUCUGGCAACUGUACGACAGACGGGUGACGCGGCGGUGGCGGCGCUCCGAGACCAACUGGCCCGCGUCCAGAAAGACCUGGAGGACGCCGGCACUCGCGCCGCGGCGGCCGGUGCUGAGGUUGACCGACUUCGUACGGCAGUGGCGGCGAGUGAGGCGGCGGGUCGUAACGCGGCGAACAUUCAGGAGGGGCUCAGACGGGAAUUGGAGGAGGUUCGCAGCCAGCUAACAGCGGCGGUGGCCCGCAGUACGGCAGCAGAGGAGGAGUUGCAGGGGAGCCGAGCGGCAUUGCGGGACGUCCAGGGGCUCUUGGAGGGAAAGUCGGCCGACACAGCCUCACUCACCCACGAACUGGAGCAGACGCGCAGUCAGCUGACUCGGAGCGAGGGGGCGCUGAAGGCAGCGGAGCUCCAAAACGGAGAGGAGCGUGAGGCCAACCGACAAAUGGCCAAGCAGAUGCAGGCCCAACUCGAGGAUCUCCGAAAUCAGCUCCAAGGAUCCGAAACCAAGACCCGUAAUGCCGUACAUGAGCGGGACGAGCUCCAAAACCAGCUUGAGGCGGCGCGCGCACAGGCCGCCGAGCUGGCGGCACGGCUGGCGGCGGCGGCGCAAGCGGCGGCGGCUCAGGAGCAGCGGGUAACGGAGGCGGCGAGUACGGCAGAGGGGCUCAAACGUCAGCUGGCGGAAGGUACGGAUCAGCUUGCGCGGGUUUCCAGUCGGUGUGAGGACCUGGAACGGCAGCUGAGUGAUGCCGUACGGCGGGCUGCGGAUGUGGAGGCCCGAGCCGCAGCGGAGCAACAGGAACUGAACGCACUAAGAGCCCAGGUGGCAACGUUGACGGCGGAGGCGGCGGCCACGGCUGCGGCCGCCCGCAUUCGAGAAAAGAUGGACGAGGAACUUGACCGGCUCCGAAACCGCAUCCGCGAUGUGGAAAGCCAACUGCCGCGUCUGGGCGCGGCGGCGGCGGCGCCGCCGCCGCCACACGCGGGGGCGGCGGCGGCGCUCGUACCCAACAUCGUCAUCCACGCAGCUGCCGCCGCCGGCGGGCCAGCGGCGCCGUCGGGGGAAUAUCCCGCUGCCGGUGCAUCGCCAUCGCAACCGCUGGUGGUUUUGCAGCCGCCGCCAACGCCGCCGCCUGGCGACAGCAGCGGCGUCGGCGGCGGCGGUGGUGGCGGCGGCGACACCGCCAGCACUUUACAGGAUUCGGAGCGUGAACUUUUCCGUCAGCAGCUCGACGCCCUCCGUGUCAGCAGCCAGGCUUUGGAGGGCCUUAUGCGGGGCCUCCAGAGUACCAUUGAGGGUGUGAGGGCCGGGGCAACACCACCGGGCACCAAGCAACAGCACCAGGAACAGGCGGAGCAGGAGGAGGAGGAGGAGGUGGCGGUGGCGGCGGCGGCGGCGGCGGCGCCUGGCGAGGGUCCCGCUGCCGCUACUGCUGCUACUGUUGCCGCCGCCGGUGCUGACCCCGGUGCUGAAGCGGCGGCGGCGGCAGAGCUGGCGGCGCUUCACAUAAAGCUCCGGUCCCUCACCUCACAGCUGGAGGAGGUCACCGCCGCCAGGGACGAUCUCCAAGGCGCGCUGACGUCAUGUCAAGGGGAACUCAAUGAGGUGCUGGAGGACAGGUAUCAGUUGCAAGUGGCGCUAAGGGCGGCUCAGAAGCAACUGGUAGAUGCGCUGGCGGCGGCGACGGCGGCGGCGGCAACAACAGCGGCGGCGGCGGCGGCCCCACCCGGAGGACCCCCCGGCUCCGAAACCGCUGCUCGGCUCCUCAUCACACAACUGGAGGCGGCAAUGCGCGAGACCAAGGGCGACUACCAGCGACUGUUACAUGAGGUGGCCACUAUUCGCGGGCAAAUGAGCGCCAAGGACGCGCACAUCGCCAAAAUGACGGCGGAGCUGGCAGCUGCCACCGCGAGGGCUGGAGAGGCGGACCAGCUACGCGCCCAGGUGGCCCUUAUGGAGUCCAAGUUAGGCAACAUGAGUCGACAUCUAGCGGAGAGCGAGGCAGCGCCGGCUGGCGGCGGCGAGAGCAUCGGACGAGAUGUACAACAACAAUAG